Messenger RNA from Aspergillus terreus NIH2624, 1158 nucleotides. Its product is annotated as 25S rRNA (uracil2634-N3)-methyltransferase. Gene Ontology annotation, molecular function: rRNA (uridine-N3-)-methyltransferase activity. The coding region runs from base 1 to 1158 and encodes 385 amino acids. Gene Ontology annotation, cellular component: cytoplasm. NCBI's taxonomy places the organism in Eukaryota, Fungi, Ascomycota, Eurotiomycetes, Eurotiales, Aspergillaceae. Gene Ontology annotation, biological process: rRNA base methylation. The record is from RefSeq and is a predicted model, not a curated record. The transcript is spliced from 2 exons.
AUGCCCAAGUCCAAAAAAGCCCGCCUCCACGGCCCUCCCCCCGGAGCCGGCGGCGACGCCCCGCAGAAAAAGGCCCGCAAAAUGCACACCUUUUCAAAGCUAUCCACCAAGGCCGACGCAGCUCCAGCAACCAAACCGAAACACACGCCGCAGCAGCAGCAGCAACAGCGCCGGCCCAUCGUGCCAUUCGCAAAGAGGGAUCGAAUCCUGCUCGUGGGCGAGGGCGACUUUUCCUUUGCACGCUCGCUGGUCGAGCACCACGGCUGCCGCCACGUGCUGGCAACCUGCUACGAUGCGCAGGACACUCUGUACGCAAAGUACCCGCAGGCCGAGGGGAACGUACGCGCCAUCUGCGGACCCCGUCAGAACGAGGAUACGGAUCCAGCCCAAGACGAGCCUGCAACGACAACCUCCCCGCGCAAAAGCAGCAGCAGUCGCGUCCUCUUCUCCGUGGAUGCGCGCAAACUCGGCACCCCGUCUGGCGGCGGCAGAGACGUGCGUGUGGGCUUUCCGCGCCGUCGGCGGCGCCGGCCCGCGUGGCUGGAGGCCAAAUUGGCCAAGGAGGGACGGCUACCGUCUGUGCCGAAGGGUAGUGACGGGCCGUGGGACGUGAUCUGUUUCAAUUUCCCGCAUGUGGGCGGGCUGUCGACGGAUGUGAAUCGGCAGGUGCGGGCGAACCAGGAGCUGCUUGUGGGGUUUUUUAAGGCGUGUGUGCCGUUGUUGUCUGCGAGGGUGGUGGAGGAUGGUGGUGUUGAUGAGGAGGAGUGGGAGUGGGAGGGGGGGAGUGAGGGUGAGGGUGAGAGUGGGAGUGAGGAUGAUGGGGGAGGGCAGCGGACGGAACCGGGGCAGAUUCUGGUGAGCAUGUUCGAGGGCGAGCCGUAUACGCUCUGGAAUAUCAAGGAUCUGGCGCGACAUGCGGGUCUGCGGGUGGUGACGAGCUUCAGGUUUCCGUGGGCGUCCUACAAGGGGUAUUCGCAUGCGCGGACGGUGGGCGAGAUUGAAGGGAAGCAUGGAGGGCGAGGCGGCUGGCGCGGGGAGGACCGCGAGGCGAGGAUGUAUGUCUUUGAGAUCAAGGAUGAUCACCCAGUGUCCAAAACCCCGUCGAAAGCUGGGAAGGGCAAGAAGAGACAUGCAUCGGACAGCGAUGACAGUGACUAA